AUGCCCAACAACAGCCUGGCCCUGACCAGCCUGGAUGGGAUCUACAUCGGCACCGAGUGCUUGGUGGCUUUGUUGGCCACUUUGGGCAACAUCCUGGUGAUCUGGGUGGUGAAGCUGAACUCCACGUUCCAGAGCACGACGCUGUACUUCAUCGUGUCGCUGGCGCUGGCUGAUAUCGCCGUGGGCAUCCUCGUCAUGCCCUUGGCCAUCGUGGUGAGCUUGGGUGUCAGGGUGCACUUCUACUCCUGCCUCUUCAUGUGCUGCCUCAUGGUGAUUUUCACCACGGCCUCCAUCCUCUCCCUCCUGGCCAUUGCCAUCGACAGGUACCUGCGAGUGAAGCUGCCAACCAGAUAUAAAAUCAUCACUACAGAGAGAAGAGUUUGGUGGGCACUGGGGCUGUGCUGGUCUCUGUCCCUGCUGGUAGGGCUUGUCCCCAUGUUUGGCUGGAACAAUUCAGCACCAAGAAACUCUGACUUCCUCCAGUGUCGAUUCAUCUCGGUGAUGAGGAUGGAUUACAUGGUGUAUUUUGGCUUCUUCACAUGGACCCUCAUCCCUCUGCUCAUCAUGUGUGCUCUGUAUGCUGAAAUCUUUCACAUCAUCAGGACCAAGCUGAGCCAAGGCAGUGUGAGAGGGGCUGGAGUUUUUUAUGGACAGGAGUUCAAAACAGCCAAGUCUCUUGCACUUGUUCUCUUCCUGUUUGCAAUAUCCUGGUUACCUCUAUGCAUUAUAAACUGUGUUUCCUAUUUCUACCCUGAGGCUCAGAUCCCUCCCUUUCUGAUGUACAUGGGCAUCCUGUUAUCCCAUGCCAAUUCUGCCAUGAAUCCCAUUGUCUAUGCUUGCAAGAUAAAGAAGUUCAAAAACACCUACCUUUUAAUUUUAAGGACCUAUAUCCUGUGCAGAAAACCAGACCCAGCUCUUACAGAGCAAACAACAGACCAACAGUCCUGA
Acanthisitta chloris (rifleman) is the source of this 948-nucleotide messenger RNA. It is a transcript of the gene ADORA3, whose product is annotated as adenosine A3 receptor. Gene Ontology annotation, cellular component: synapse; membrane; dendrite. The coding region runs from base 1 to 948 and encodes 315 amino acids. Gene Ontology annotation, molecular function: G protein-coupled adenosine receptor activity. The record is from RefSeq and is a predicted model, not a curated record. The transcript has 2 exons. NCBI's taxonomy places the organism in Eukaryota, Metazoa, Chordata, Aves, Passeriformes, Acanthisittidae. Gene Ontology annotation, biological process: G protein-coupled adenosine receptor signaling pathway.